Molecule: messenger RNA, 3798 nt
Organism: Letharia lupina
Lineage: Eukaryota; Fungi; Ascomycota; Lecanoromycetes; Lecanorales; Parmeliaceae
Exons: 8
Coding region: 1-3798 (1265 amino acids)
Source: RefSeq, a predicted model, not a curated record
AUGGCAGAUCUUGAUACGUACAUGGACAAAGUCAUCGUCUUCGAGGCAAUCAAGGCUUCAGACGCCAGUCAUCAGGUCACUCGUCAGCCUCUCCAACCUACCAACGCACAAAUUCCCUCUCCUACCAGAAGAUCUUCGCAUAAAGCUGCAGAUAUCAAACCGAGCCUUGACGGCGCGUCAGACGAGAACCAUACCCCACUAUCCCACUCUGCGGUCAGAAAUCGCUUGACUCCUCACUCGGGGGCCACAUCCCCAUUAUCGACAUCCGAUCAUGCCGGCGGAAGUGUCGAUAUGGCUGGUUUCGAUCGGUACUAUGCCGAUUUGCAUGACAGAAUUCAGGUGUCGUACCCUGAUUACAGUGACGGACAACUCCACGACGCUCUUCGCCGGAUUUGGAUCAAUGAGUCUGAAUCUGAGAGAGCCAAUUACGCUGCAAAGCCAGUCCCGUUCGAUCACCGAGUCCACGGCAUCAAGACUGAGCCAACUGCGGAAACAAAAUUUCACGAGACGCCUCCCUUGGUUGAGCCUCCAUUAUCUGCUGCUGAACUCGAAGAGCAGAAGCACAAGAGCUUCCAGCUUCAAACGCUUCUCAAAGAUGCAGGACCCAGGAUGCUGGAAGCGAGUGUAGAGCAGGGUGUCAAGCUUCUUGAUCAGCUCAAAGAUCCUCUGCUCAACAAGAUGGAAACCAGCCCCGAUGCUGAGCAGUGGAUCCAACAAAUUGACAAUCUCAUCAAACAGGCUGUCAGAACCAAGACUGUCAUUGGUGUUGUUGGAAACACUGGCGCCGGAAAAUCUUCAGUGAUCAACGCCAUGCUUGACGAGGAGAGACUUGUACCUACCAACUGUAUGAGAGCUUGUACGGCAGUCGUCACUGAAAUCUCGUACAACUAUGAGGAGAAGCCAUACCGUGCGCAGAUUGAGUUCAUAUCGCCCGCCGACUGGGAAAAAGAACUUAAUACUUUAUAUCAGGAUCUCUUGGACGGAGAUGGCAAAGUCUCUCGAGAUUGUGCGAAUGAGGAUACUGACGCCGGUAUCGCGUAUGCAAAGAUAAAAGCAGUUUAUCCUCGCAAGACCAAAGAAGACAUAGCCAACAGCAGUAUCCAAACUAUGUUGCGAGAAGUAUCCCAUAUCCUCGGUAAGAGUAGAGAUAUUGAGGAGAAGGAUUCGCUCGUGUUCUACAAGAAAUUGCAGACUUUCGUUGACAGCAAAGAGAAGUCUACCAGCAACAAGGACAAAGACAAGAAAGAGCGCAGAGAGAUGGAGGUGUGGCCAUUGAUUCGAGUGGUCAGAAUCUAUGUCAAGUCUCGAGCACUUGCUACCGGUGCUGUCAUUGUGGAUCUCCCGGGUGUUCAUGAUGCCAAUGCUGCCCGUGCCGCUGUAGCAGAAGGUUAUAUGAAGCAAUGCACUGGACUGUGGAUCGUGGCUCCGAUCAACCGCGCGGUGGACGAUAAGGCAGCCAAGUCGUUGCUUGGGGAGUCGUUCAAGCGACAGCUGAAGAUGGAUGGGGGUUUCAAUUCAGUCACCUUCAUUUGCAGCAAAACAGACGAUAUUAGCCUCGAAGAAGCACAGGACUCACUUGGCCUGAGCGAUGAAAUGGAGCCCGAUUGGGAAGAGCUGGAAAAGCUUGUGAAAAAGACCAAGUUAAUGAAGAAGCAGAUGGACGAGAUGAAAGACACAAAAGCUGUUUACGGUGAAUCCAUGAACGACAUCGACGAGCAAAUAGAGAUCUGGGAUGGCUUGAAGGAAAAACUUGAAGGUGGAAAGACCGUCUUCCCACCCAGAUCGGAGUCUGCGGGCAAGAAAAGAAAAGGCAAGGGCACUGACAGAGCCCGCAAGAAGCAGCGGAGAACGAAGUCAAGCGACGACGAAGGCGACGACGUUGAGGAAAGCGACUACCACAGUGAUGACUCGGACGAAUAUGAAAAAGGGUCUGAAAACGAGUCUGAAAGUCAAGAACCAUUGACCGAGGAGCAACUAGUGGCAAAGCUUCAAGAGCUUCGCGCAACUAAAAAGGAAGCCCGAGCCCAGAGAGGUGAGAUUACGGAGCGUAUCAACCAAAUGCGAAAAGAGAUCGACGAAAGUAAGAAUGCUGAAGAAAAGAUCGAGAGCAAAAUGUCUGCGAUGUGCAUUGAGGGAAGGAACGCAUAUUCCAAAGGCGCCAUCCAGCAGGAUUUUGCCGCUGGUAUCAAAGAGCUCGACCAGGAACUUGCCGCUGAAGAGGACGAGGAGAACUUCAACCCCGAUGCUGAGAUCCGAGACUAUGAUGAAGUUGCCCGGGGAUUACCCGUCUUCUGCGUCUCCUCUCGUGGCUACCAGAAGUUGCAGGGUCGCCUUCGGAAGGACCCUCACAUAGCCGGAUUCACAAACAUUGAGGAGACCGAGAUCCCUCAACUGCAAACUCAUUGCGAAAAGCUAACGGAGACGGGCCGAUCAGCCAAUUGUAGAACUUUCAUCAACAAGCUGAGCCAGCUCCUGAACUCAUUGACCCUCUGGGCGUCCAGCGAUGGCACUAGCGCAAAUAUGACCGCCGAACAGAGAGCAAGAGAAGCAAGAUACUUACAUAAGGGGCUGAAAUCGCUUGAGAGUGGCCUCGAGACUGCCGUCAAGACCGCUUGCAAGGAACUUGGUGAUGAAUUCGCGGACAACAUCUACGACAAAUACGAAACCGCAAUUUCGAAUGCCGCGAACGAUUCAAUCGCGACUGCUCUCAAAUGGGGGGCACCUGUCAAUCGCGAAGACCGUGCAGCGGGUGGACUCCACUGGAGCACCUAUAAAGCCAUUUGUCGACGUAACGGAAUCUAUACGAAUGGUCAAGGACCGCAUGAAUGGAACGUGGAGCUCGCUGAACCUAUGAUGAAACUGCUCGCUUCUGGAUGGGAGAAGGCCUUUUCACGCCGCUCUCCAAUGGUGAUGGCCAGCUUCGCCCGCAAUGCAGCUGCUUCCCUGAAAAACUUUCAUAAAGACAUCGAGGCCCGAGCUCGUCAAAUAGGUACAGGCAUCGCCGGCGUCCACAUGUUGCAGCAGCAGGUCGGAAACUACGAGAAUCUCCUGAAGGACCUCUCUGCGACUGUGAAGGAUAUGAUCAAUACUAACCAAAAGGAGAUCAAUCGCGAGUUCGUUCCAGUCAUCGAGCAAGCGAUGGCGGCUGCUUAUGAGGCAUGUGUCGAGGAGCGAGGUACCGGGAGCUUUGCGCGUAUGAAAGCAGCAAUGAAUAGUCACGUCGCCCAGGAGCGCCAUACCAUGUUCCAGUCGAGCGCUGAGAACGUCAAAACCCGGCUGAGUGUCAUGCUCAAAGAGCUGGAAGUGUACAUGAACGAUAAAGCUGACGAAGUGUACAUUGCGAUGCGACGCGAUUACAACUCGGUUCUGGGCGGCGGUGAAGUACCUCAGAAUGGCGAGAUUUUACCAAAGACGCAACGCCUUGUGCGUAAAGAGAUGAUGCGUAUCAUCAACGGCGUAGAAAAGGUAUUUCAGAAGAUUGCUGGUUUGGAGGUCAAAGAUGAGGAUGAUGAGGAUAAUAAUAAUGUCGCUCACAGCAGUGACGAUGAGGAUGGAGGCCGUGUUGUUCGCAAGAAAGAGGAGGGUGAAAACACCAAGGUUAAGAGAGAGGCGAGUCCAUCCAGGCAGCUUGAGGAUCAAGCCUCCCUCGACGAGCCAAUGGCAGGCCCAGACUCUGAUUGCGAGUCAAAAACGAAGCUGGAGAGUCCCGAAGCCCAGGAGCGAUUGGACGGUCUUGUUCCGGUCGACAGCGGCGAUUCAGAGGGAUCGGAGAGCUCUGAUGGUUCCGGAUCGAGUUGA